Zychaea mexicana is the source of this 538-nucleotide messenger RNA. Its product is annotated as cytochrome c oxidase assembly protein COX16-domain-containing protein. The transcript has 3 exons. Bases 37 to 363 code for a protein of 108 amino acids. Gene Ontology annotation, cellular component: mitochondrial inner membrane. Gene Ontology annotation, biological process: mitochondrial respiratory chain complex IV assembly. NCBI's taxonomy places the organism in Eukaryota, Fungi, Mucoromycota, Mucoromycetes, Mucorales, Lichtheimiaceae. The record is from RefSeq and is a predicted model, not a curated record.
CUCUUUUCUUCCUCUAUCAAGUCAAACAACCAAAACAUGCCAGCUACAUUUCAAUCGAAACCGUAUGGCAAAAAAAGUGCACUCGAUCCCCUGGCUGCCAAAGUAAAAAAGCGACCGUUCAUAUUGUUUGGACUUCCAUUCAUUGCAAUCAUUGUUGGCGGAUCGUUCGGUCUUUCGCAACUUACUCAAACUCGUUAUGACCACAGAGAUAUGCGACAUAGAAAGGUUGCCAAGGAAGAAGCGUUGGGCAUGGAUCAAAAUCGACGUAAAUUAAGUUUACAGGAAGAAUAUUGGCGAUUACAAGCCAAGACGGAGGAGGACUGGGACCAAGUACGCAUUGACCGACCUGAAGGUGUCGAGUAAAAGAAAGACAAGGAAAAACAACUGUGCAUAAUAGACUACGUUUUUUGCUGCUGGAUGGCAAGAGGGGUUUUUUUGCCACGCCAAUGAUAUAGUGUACGACCUAGCAUACUAUACAUCUGAACAUACUACUUUAAAUAAACAUUAAUGCCUAUAGAGGUGGAAGUAUUAUACCACA